Molecule: messenger RNA, 3119 nt
Organism: Drosophila virilis
Lineage: Eukaryota; Metazoa; Arthropoda; Insecta; Diptera; Drosophilidae
Gene: ttv
Product: exostosin glycosyltransferase 1 ttv
Cellular component (GO): membrane; Golgi apparatus
Molecular function (GO): glucuronosyltransferase activity; acetylglucosaminyltransferase activity
Source: RefSeq, a predicted model, not a curated record
CUCACACACGCUCUCUCAGUCAGUGGCUCUCCGCUGCUGAAAAUGAUUCGUGUUGCGUUGUGUCGCGUUCGCAUUGUUUAUAAAACAAAUUAAUUAUAUUUAUUAUUAGUUUAAGUGGUAAAGUGGUUGAAAUUGUGCAAUGCAGCUGCACGCGCCGCGCAAAUGCGUAAGAGCAUGAGAUAUGCUAGCUGCCAAGUCGUCGUCGUGGUCGUCGCUGCCGCUGUCGACGCCGAACUCGUCGCGCCAGCUAAUGAAAAAUAUACGUAGAGAAAAAUGCUUAAAUAUAUUAUAAAAAAUUGAAUCAAAAUAACCAAAAAGUGGCGUCAAACGUUUAAUAUAUGUAUAUGUGUGUUCAGUUCAUGCAAGUGAAAUGUGUAUGGAAAAGUUGCGCGCAAAGACGUCGCGACCAACAGCAGCAACAACAACAACAACAACAACAACAACAGUACCAGAGAAAGAGAGAGAGAUAGAGAGCGCGAGAGAGGGGCUGCUGCGGCGACCGUAACAAACCCAACAAUAACAAAUAAAAAGAAACAGAACAAAAUGCGCUUAGACUAAGGAAGAAAUAAUAAAGAAGCAUCACUUGCUUAAACGCCCGCACCCCUCCCACCCGUAAGCAAACGACUUACCAAAUUAACUUCUAGUGGAUCCAGCACCAAAACAUCACAAAACCCAGCAGCAAACGCAGCACCCAGUCAGCACCCCAGCUGGACUCUUGUCAGCAUGCAGGCUAAAAAGCGUUACAUACUGGUCUUUGUCUCGUGCGCAUUUCUGGCCUAUUGCUAUUUUGGCGGCUACAGGCUGAAAGGGGCGCCGCAUCGACCACGGCGCGCCCAGCACGAAUCGGCCAAGGAUGGUGGUGUUCAACCGUACGCACAACUGCCCAGCUUUAUGGGCUAUGAACAACGCCAGCCGCUGUCCAAUGAGUCGACGGCUGUUGCUGUCGCUGCCAAAAAGAAGCCGCCAGCGGCUGCUUGCCGCAUGGAGACGUGCUUCGAUUUUACCAAAUGCUAUGAUCAGUUUCUGGUCUACGUUUACCCGCCGGAGCCGUUGAACUCGCUGGGCGCCGCACCGCCCAGCUCGGCCAACUAUCAGAAGAUACUCACUGCCAUACAGGAGUCGCGGUAUCAUACCAGCGAUCCCGCCGCCGCCUGCCUCUUUGUGCUGGGCAUCGAUACGCUGGACCGCGACUCGCUCUCUGAGGAUUAUGUGCGCAAUGUGCCAUCGCGUCUGGCGCGCCUGCCGCAUUGGAAUAAUGGACGCAAUCACAUCAUCUUCAAUCUGUAUUCGGGCACCUGGCCGGACUAUGCCGAGCACUCGCUUGGCUUUGAUGCCGGCGAAGCCAUUCUGGCCAAGGCCAGCAUGAGUGUACUUCAAAUGCGUCACGGCUUCGACGUUAGCAUUCCGCUCUUCCACAAACAGUUUCCCUUGCGCGCCGGCGCCACCGGCUCUGUGCAGUCCAACAAUUUUCCCGCCAACAAAAAGUAUUUGCUGGCAUUUAAGGGCAAGCGCUACGUUCAUGGCAUUGGCUCCGAAACGCGCAACUCGCUCUUCCAUUUGCAUAAUGGACGUGAUAUGGUUAUGGUGACCACAUGCCGGCACGGCAAGAGCUGGCGCGAGCUGCAGGAUAAUCGCUGCGAUGAGGAUAACCGCGAGUAUGAUAGAUACGACUAUGAGACGCUGCUCCAGAAUUCAACGUUUUGUUUGGUGCCGCGCGGACGUCGCUUGGGCUCCUUCAGAUUUCUCGAAGCAUUGCAGGCGGGUUGCAUCCCGGUGCUUUUGUCCAACGCCUGGGUAUUGCCAUUUGAAUCGAAAAUCGAUUGGAAACAGGCCGCCAUUUGGGCCGACGAACGGCUCCUGCUGCAGGUGCCCGACAUUGUUCGCUCCAUUUCAGCGGAACGCAUCUUUGCCCUGCGCCAACAGACUCAGGUACUUUGGGAGCGCUACUUUGGCUCCAUAGAGAAAAUCGUCUUCACAACAUUCGAGAUCAUUCGCGAACGACUUCCCGAUUAUCCGGUGCGCAGCAGCCUCGUCUGGAACUCAGCGCCGGGCGCCCUUCUCACACUUCCCACAUUUGCCGAUAGUUCUAGAUUUAUGCCCUUCCUGCUCAAUGCGAUGGGUGUGGAGCCGCGUCACAACUACACGGCCGUUAUCUAUGUCCAAAUUGGCGCCGCCCUCGGCCCCAAUGCGGCGCUCUACAAACUAGUCAGGACCAUUACGAAGAGCCAAUUUGUGGAUAGAAUACUUGUCCUGUGGGCCGCCGAUCGACCGCUGCCACUUAAAAAACGCUGGCCGCCCACCUACCACAUACCCCUGCAUGUUAUUGCCCUGGGGGGCAGCAGUCGUGGGGCGGCAGCGUCGCCCACUGCGCAAACAGGCCAGGAGGGAAGACCCAGCAUAUCACAGCGAUUCCUGCCCUACGAGGAGAUACAGACAGACGCUGUGCUCUCGCUUGACGAGGAUGCCAUACUCAAUACGGAUGAGCUAGACUUUGCCUACACGGUCUGGCGAGACUUUCCGGAACGCAUUGUGGGCUAUCCGGCGCGAGCGCAUUUCUGGGAUGACUCCAAGAAUGCCUGGGGCUAUACGUCCAAGUGGACGAACUACUACUCGAUCGUACUGACAGGGGCGGCGUUUUAUCAUCGCUACUACAACUACUUGUACACCAAUUGGCUGUCGUUGCUGUUAUUAAAGACUGUACAGCAGUCCUCCAACUGCGAGGAUAUCCUAAUGAACCUGCUGGUCUCGCACGUGACCAGAAAACCGCCGAUCAAGGUGACGCAGCGCAAGGGUUACAAGGAUCGGGAGACGGGUCGCUCCCCAUGGAAUGAUCCCGAUCAUUUCAUACAGCGACAGAGUUGUCUCAACACAUUCGCGGCGGUAUUUGGCUACAUGCCGCUCAUACGUUCCAACUUGCGCAUGGAUCCCAUGUUGUAUCGCGAUCCGGUCUCCAAUUUGCGCAAAAAGUAUCGCCAGAUCGAGUUGGUUGGCAGCUAGCGAUAUGUGCAAAUUGGCAAUAGCUACAAGCGUUAAGAGUACUGAGAUUCCCUACCCGCACACACACACACACACACAUACGCACACAGACAUCCACACACAUCUAUGCCACGCGCAGACAG